Messenger RNA from Paramecium tetraurelia, 1085 nucleotides. RefSeq lists its product as uncharacterized. Gene Ontology annotation, biological process: pyruvate decarboxylation to acetyl-CoA. NCBI's taxonomy places the organism in Eukaryota, Ciliophora, Oligohymenophorea, Peniculida, Parameciidae. Gene Ontology annotation, molecular function: pyruvate dehydrogenase (acetyl-transferring) activity. The transcript has 6 exons. The record is from RefSeq and is a predicted model, not a curated record.
AUGUUGAGAAUUGUUCAUAAGUUGAGAAGUGGGUUUGCUAAAAUGACCGUCAGAGAAGCCAUCAAUAGUGCAAUGGCUUAGGAAAUUGAAAGAGAUUCAAAUGUCUUUUUGAUUGGAGAGGAAGUGGGUUAAUAUCAAGGUGCUUAUAAAGUGUCUAAGGGUCUCUAUGAUCGUUUUGGAAAGAGUAGAAUCUGGGAUACUCCAAUUACUGAGGCUGGAUUUACAGGUUUGAGUGUUGGAGCUGCAAUGUAUGGACUAAAACCCAUUGUUGAAUUUAUGACAUUCAAUUUUGCGAUGUAAGCCAUUGAUCAUGUAAUCAAUUCAGCAGCCAAACUGCAUUACAUGAGUGCAGGUGGUCUGAGAACAUCUAUAGUGUUUAGAGGAAUUAAUGGAGCAGCAGCAUCAGUGGCUGCUUAACAUUCGCAAUGCUUUGCUGCUUGGUACAGUUAGGUGCCAGGCUUAAUUGUGUUAUCUCCCUACGAUUGUGAUGAUGCAAGAGGCCUCUUGAAGGCAGCAGUCAGAGAUCCAAAUCCAGUAGUUUUUCUUGAGAAUGAAAUCAUGUACAACGAGGCUUUUGAGGUCCCAGACAAUGUGAUGGAUAAGGAUUACGUGAUCCCAAUUGGAAAAGCCAAAAUCAUGAGGGAAGGAAAAGAUGUGACAAUUGUGACAUUUUCUAAAAUGGUCAAAUUUUCAUUGUUAGCAGCUGCAGAAUUGGAAAGAGAGGGAAUUUCAUGCGAAGUUAUCAAUCUCAGAACCUUGAAACCUUUGGAUAGAACCACAAUUAUCGAAAGUAUCAAGAAGACUCACAGAGUUGUGACUGUUGAAGAAGGAUGGGGACAAUGCGGAAUUGGAGCAGAAAUAUGUAGUGUCAUCAAUGAAACUAAUGCAUUCUUCCAUUUGGACGCUCCUAUUGUUAGAGUCACAGGUGCUGACAUCCCAACCCCAUAUGCGUUUAAUUUAGAAGAACUCAGUUUCCCUAAAGCACACAAUAUUGUAGAGGCAGUCAAGUUGGUAUUAAAGUGAUAAAGUCAUUCGUUUAUAUAUCAUAAAAGAUAGCCUCUAUUAAAUGUUAUUCAAUUUCUUUU